AUGAAAUUUGGAAAAACCCUUCAAGCGGAAGCUGUACUCGAAUGGACCACACAAUACGUAGAUUACAAAGGCUUGAAAGGAAAGUUGAAAGCUGUUAAAAAGUCAAGAUAUAAUGAUGAAAUUGGGUCAUCUUCUGCAACUUUAAGAAAUAGCAAUGAAAUUCAGUCAAUCAAUACAAAGGAAGAUAAUGUGCCAAGGCGAUUUUCGGCAUCUUCCCAAUACGCAUUGAGUAUGGCUGAAAGUACCGGUUCAUUUUUCGACAAAGUAUCCACGAAACUGGUAGGCUGGAAGAGCAAUAGAGCAAGUUUCACUCCUUCAAAACAUAAACCACCACCAACCGUAUUAACAUCACUUGAACAAUUAAUUGAACAAUCUAAUCCCGCCGAACAUGCUUUUUUCUCAGCAUUAAACCUAGAAAUAACUAAAACCACUCUUUUUUAUGAAUUAAAGGAAAAAGAAGCAAUGAACAGACUCGAAAAUUUGAAAGUUAAGGACGCAAGAAAAAGAAUAAAAAAAGCAUUAUUCGAAUUAUACAGAGGUGCAGAAUUACUAAGAAAUUAUCGAAAUCUUAAUCGUCUAGCAUUCAUUAAAAUUUUAAAAAAAUUUGAUAAGAUUAGAAACUCAAAUGCCAAAGGUUCACGAAGGCGUGCCGUAAAAAAGCUCCGAACGCCUUAUAAAACAAAUGAAACGCAUUAUUCUUCCGUAUGGAGAGUCGGAUUAUGUUUAGGAAUAGCAAUCCCUUUAUUUUUAUAUGUAAUUUCUCUUGCUUUGGCUAAAAGUCAAAUAAUUUAUUUACGAUUCGCAAACCUCGUAGACAAAUCGAAUCCAAGCAAUGAUACACUUGAUUCAAUAAUAAAUCCUAAAAAGCUAGAAAGGAUUAAAGAUCUUGAAUAUAAUAGGACCAAUUUAUUAAUAAUAUAUUCUGGAAUUGGUUUAAUAAUAAAAUUAACACUUCUGACAGGUUUAAAUAUGUAUGUUUGGAGUCAAGCACGCAUUAAUUAUAAACUCAUUUUUGGAUUUAAUCCACGUGAUAAUCUUGACUAUAAACAAUAUAUGGAGAUUCCUUCUUUAAUAUUUCUAAUAUUUUGUGUCACGAUGUUUUUGAACUUCGAAAAUCCAAAUCUAUUUAAAAUUGGCGUGGCCAAUUAUUCUAGAGUGAUGUUGGCUUUGAUUAUAUUUAUUAUUGUUAUGCCUUUUAAAAUAUUUUAUUAUAGCGCUAGACGUUGGUUUACUUUGACUACAUUACGAAUUUUUGGAGCUCCAUUUACAAGUGUAAAAUUUCGUGAAUUCUUUAUCACCGAUGAAUUAACCAGUUUAUCAUAUUCUCUCGUGACUUUACUAAUUUUAACAUGUGAUUGUAGCGGUGAUGAGAAGAGAUGCGAUACACAAGUGUGCAAUAGUCAUCUCUCAUAUUAUGCACCAUUUCUUGCAUCUAUUCCUGCUUUAUUACGGGCUCUUCAAUGUACUAGACGUUUCUAUGAUACGCAUAAAAGCGUUCAUUUAACAAAUUUUGGUAAAUACAUGUCAGUCAUUAGCUCUAUUUGGAUGUUGUUUUUAUAUCGUAGAUCAGGUAAUAAAUACAAAACUUUCUGGAUCGUUAGUCAAUCAAUCUACUCAUUAUAUACUUCAUACUGGGAUGUCUGUAUGGAUUGGCAAUUAUUUCAAAAAAAUAAUUUGAAUCCUUUUCUAAGAGAACAUUUAGCAUUUAAAAAAAAAAGGUUUUAUUAUUUUGCCAUUAUAUCUAAUUGUAUUCUUCGAUGGAGUUGGACUCUUAUUCUUUUUGCGAAUAAGAAUUCUAUUAAUAUUAUUAUAUUCGUUAUAGCUUUUGGAGAAAUACGUUGGCAAUGGAAUUUCAUACGUGUAGAACAUGAACAUACACUUAAUUGUAGAGAUUUCCGAGCCAUCAACGAUAUACAAUUACCUUUUGGGAGUUCACAUCCUUCAGAUAAAAUAAUUGGCAACGAUUUGAGCGGAAUAAUUAUAGAUGAUAGUAAUACAGCAACUCCAGUGCGUAAAUCAUUUAAAACCAAUAUACAAAAUUUCUUUACUCAAAUGAGAAGUUCUCGAAAUGUCCAAACAGAAGAAUACGCAAAACAUAAUUAUGUGGAAAAAUAUGUUAACGAAUACGAUGAAGAAGAAGGCAGUGACGAAUAUGAUUAUGAAGAAUAUGAUUAUGAAGAAACUGAUUAUGACGAAAAUGAUUAUGAAGAAAAUGAUAGAGAUGGUGUAAGAGGAAUAUAUGUAAUUGGUAACGAAAAAUAUCCAACCUAUCCUCGUAUUAAUUACGAAAGAAAUUUUGCACCAUCUUCAAUAAUUCACGGUGUAGGAAUUUUGAAAAAGCAAAUAAUAUCACGAAAGAAGCCAAGAAAAGAAAAGACCAAAGCUGGGACAUAA
Diversispora eburnea is the source of this 2394-nucleotide messenger RNA. The record is from the annotation of a GenBank genome assembly. Lineage: Eukaryota; Fungi; Glomeromycota; Glomeromycetes; Diversisporales; Diversisporaceae.